GUGAACACUCACUACGAUCUGCCUGUACGCUCUGCUCUACUCUUGAGCUCUGCUGAUCCAACAAAUGAAUGACAGGACACCUCACUCUGAGAAGACACCAACAUUCUGUCCAGGAUUAUAACACUGCUGUGAACGUCAUCAGAUCAGAGCCAUUAAUUGUGUGCUGGGGCUCCACUGGGCUCAGUUGGGCCAGUUGAGUAUGAGGUCCCAUGCCUGCACCGUGACUUUCCUCCAGCCUGUUGCUCUUUACCUCUGUAAGGAUGCCUUUCCCUUAUAUAUUUUUGUAUUGUAUGUCUGUGUGUCUCUAUCUGUGUGUGUUAUAGUGAUGUUACUUUAGUGUGGUGAGCGCAGUGUGAUGCUUCAAAAUAAGAAUAUGUUUAAACUGAAGUGAUGGCAUAGAUAGCAGGGCAGGAGUGAUGGGUUGGUAUGGAGUAAUGGUAAGUUGGUCAGGAGAGGAGAGCAAUGGUAUGGGUGAAAAGGUAUUUCUUUCUGAAUCCAUUCGGAAAUGAAGGAGAGAGGUUUUACGAAGCACUUAUCCUAAUGAAAUACAUGCUGUUCUAUCUUGUUCCGAACAGCGCAGUGUGUGUGUGUUUAUGUGUGUGUGUGCCCUCCCACUCUCGUCUCUCCAGUUGUGGGACAGCUGGAGAAUACUAUCCCACUGAGGUUUGUGCUGAGGAUGAGGGUUAAAUGAUUAAAGGCUAUAUGAAUGUUAUGUUGAGAGAGAGAGAAAUCAUGCAUGUUGUGCUAGGAGACAAGAGCAAGAGAUUCAUGUGUAGAGUGUUGUAUUUACCCCAACCUUCCCCCUGUGGUGAUACUAAUCUUCAUGUUCCUUCUCCACCCUCUCUCAGGGCUAAUGUGUGUGUGUUUGUGUGUGAUGAUGUGGUUGUUUGUUUGUAUGUUUGCCAAUGUGUGUACACAUAUUGAUUAUACACACACACACACACAGACACACACACACAGACACAAACGCGCACACACACACACACACACACACACACACACACACACACACACAAAGACACACACACACGUGAUAUAACUCUGUAAUAUAUAAUGCAGGCUGAUGAACAACCUUGUUCCGAUGCUAAAACCCCAGACGUCAAUAAAAAAAAGAAAAGUAAUCUAUUAACAGCAGUGGAUAACGAAGCUUAUCUAUCUAUUGUAAUUCACAUUGAUAUUCUUCACUCCAUCCCCUCAAUCAGGUCUGGCACCUGUGUGUUGGGCUGCUGCGCUCCCUAGCUCCUGUGGCGUCAUCUACAAGAGCUUUGCUCAGUGUCUCCUCACUCUGGGGGACAGUCUGGGUGACACACAGAAAGAGCAGAGCACACAGGACAUUGACACAGUCUGCAGGUGAGUCUCUCUCUCCCACUCCAACUUCACACCUACUCUGAAUCACUCCAGCUUUUUCUCCUCUCAUAUUCUCCCAUCUCCUCACACACAUAACUGUUGUAAAUGUGAAUCUAACUAAAUCACAUUUUCAGACCAAGUCACUCAUACAGAAUCAGACUGACAUUUCUGUCACCCAACAUGUGCUCCAACACCUGUAAACACACACACACGUCACACUCCCUUACACGUCCCUCAUUCACAACCUUCAGAUUUCCUUAGUUUUCCUUUCAUUUCCUUUCAAAAAACACACUCCCUCACAAACCACACUCAAGUUCUCAUGUUGUCAUAUUUGCCCCCUUGCAGGUCAUGGGACGCGUUCCAUGUGUGUGCGAAUGCGGCACUUGCCGGUUGUCCUGGAGAUGCAGCGGCUGUGUGGGAGUCUCUGAGGCAAGAGUCCAGGAAGACACAGUUUUCUGGAAACCUCUAUGACAUGUGUGCCAGCCGCACCACACUGGCACCCAAUACAGUGCCCGUGCCACCUUCACAGAGCCCACCAACGUCAGACCAGACCAAUCAAGAAACUCUAAAAGGGCACACGCAUCACCUUGGACCCGCCUACACCACGCUUCUGCUCUCAGCAUGCAUCUCUUUACUGCUCCUGCUCAGGAUAUAGCCCUGACCUCCCUCAGACUGCUAUAGGCUCUCUGUGAGUCUUGUGUUUUACUGGACUGAGCAUGUACAGUGGGGAAAAAAAGUAUUU
Messenger RNA from Coregonus sp. 'balchen', 2089 nucleotides. The record is from the annotation of a GenBank genome assembly. Lineage: Eukaryota; Metazoa; Chordata; Actinopteri; Salmoniformes; Salmonidae.